Messenger RNA from Cetraspora pellucida, 539 nucleotides. NCBI's taxonomy places the organism in Eukaryota, Fungi, Glomeromycota, Glomeromycetes, Diversisporales, Gigasporaceae. The record is from the annotation of a GenBank genome assembly.
AUGCCCAAGAGAACAACUCUUACUGAUGCACAAAGACACGAACUUUGUGUCUAUGCUCGUGACAAUAAAAAAACUCAAUCCCAAUAUGUUGACUGGAUUAAAAACAAGUGGGACCUUAAAAUUGAUGAAAGCACAGUCUCGCAUAUCUUGAAAACUAGUGAAAAACGUCUUGAAGACAGAAUUGUUAAUUCUAAUAUCAAACGUCACAGAACCGUUACUUACCCGGAACUUGAUCUCGCCCUCAAAGAGUUCGUACUGAUUUAUCAGCAUCGUACAGUUUUAAGUGAUGCUAUACUUAUUGGAAAAGCAAAGGCACUUGCUGAUGGUAUGGGAAUUCCUCAAGGUGCACUUAACUUUUCCCCCGGCUGGCUUUACAAGUUCAAAAAUCGAAAUGAUAUUCGUCUUCGUCAGCUUCAAGGAGAAGACGCAUCUGCUGAUGAAGUGGCAAUUAAUAAUAUUAUGCCAUUAUUAAAAAAUAAGUGCUCAAAUUAUCCUGCUGAAAGGAUUUACAACAUGGAUGAGACUGGUCUUUUCUAUCG